Messenger RNA from Rhizopus microsporus ATCC 52813, 1218 nucleotides. RefSeq names its product spermine synthase. Bases 251 to 1129 code for a protein of 292 amino acids. The record is from RefSeq and is a predicted model, not a curated record. NCBI's taxonomy places the organism in Eukaryota, Fungi, Mucoromycota, Mucoromycetes, Mucorales, Rhizopodaceae. Gene Ontology annotation, biological process: spermidine biosynthetic process. Gene Ontology annotation, cellular component: cytosol. The transcript is spliced from 4 exons. Gene Ontology annotation, molecular function: spermidine synthase activity.
AUGAUUGUUUUAUAUAGAAACAAUGAUCGUUUUUAUUAUAAAAAUGAUGCUUUUAAAUAAAGUCUCUCUCUCUCUACAUGAUCAGCUUUUUUCUUUCUUUGGAAAGACAAAGAGGGAAUAAAGAACUUUUUUUUUUUUUAAAAGAAGCUGCUGCAGUAAAAAUAGUCACACACAACAAACUUUUUUUUUUUUUUUAUAUAUAUCUAUCAACAAAAAAAGAUUUUUUUUACUGUUCUUUCUACAUUUAAACAUGUCUGCCCCUAUCUCACACCCUUGCAUUGUGGACGGUUGGUUCAUGGAAAAGUCCACCAUGUGGCCUGGUCAAGCCAUGUCUCUCAAGGUUGAAGAGAUCCUUCAUCAUGAAAAGUCUCAGUACCAAGACGUUCUCGUUUUCCAAUCCUCCAACUAUGGAAACGUCUUGGUUCUUGACAAUGUCAUCCAAGCUACUGAACGUGAUGAGUUCUCUUACCAAGAAAUGAUCACUCAUCUUGCCAUGAACUCUCACCCUUGUCCCAAGAAGGUCCUUGUCAUCGGUGGUGGUGAUGGUGGUGUUCUCCGUGAAGUCGUCAAGCACGAAUGCGUUGAAGAAGCCAUCUUGGUUGACAUUGAUGAAGCUGUUCCUCGUGUCAGCAAGAAGUUCUUGCCCAACAUGGCCAUCGGAUUCGAUCACCCCAAGGUCAAGGUACACAUCGGAGAUGGUUUCGAGUUCUUGAAGGACAAGGUGAACCAAUAUGAUGUGAUCAUUACUGAUUCCUCUGACCCUGAUGGUCCUGCUGAAUCUCUCUUUGGUCCUGAUUUCUUCCAACUCUUAAAGAAUGCCUUGACUGAAAACGGUGUCUUUUCUACUCAAGGCGAAUGUAUGUGGCUUCAUCUUCCUUUGAUCAAGAAGGUCAAGGACUUUUGUAAGAACUUGUAUCCUCAAGUUGAAUAUGCUUACACCUGUAUUCCUACUUACCCCAGUGGUCAAAUCGGUCAUGUCAUUUGCACAAAGAACCCUAAUGCCAACCUCAAGGAACCUCUUCGAAAGUUCACUCCUGAACAAGAAGAUAAGCUCCUUCGCUAUUAUAGCGCUGAUAUGCACAAGGCUGCCUUCAUCUUACCUCAGUUCGCCAAGAAGGCUUUGGAAUAAAUUAUUUGUUAAAAAGAAAAAAGAUAAAAAAUGUACAUAUAAAUUUCUAAUUCAUUAAUGAGGAAAAUGUAUCAUGUUGUGUUACAAAC